Messenger RNA from Apis florea (little honeybee), 2414 nucleotides. RefSeq names its product tRNA (guanosine(18)-2'-O)-methyltransferase TARBP1. The record is from RefSeq and is a predicted model, not a curated record. Lineage: Eukaryota; Metazoa; Arthropoda; Insecta; Hymenoptera; Apidae. Gene Ontology annotation, molecular function: tRNA (guanine) methyltransferase activity; RNA binding. Gene Ontology annotation, biological process: tRNA methylation.
AUAUUUAUCAUUGAAAAUAUAAAGCAAUAUACAAAUAUGCAUUAUUUAUAUGCAUUACAUAUUUUACAUUGUACACAAAAUAUUUUGUGUGCAAAUUAUGCAUCAUUUUACAUUCAACCAUUGUUAAAUAUUUGUGACAUUCGCAUAUAUAAUAAUGAUGAAAGUGAAAUAAAAUUUAAAGGAAAGAUAGCAUCAGAUUGUUAUAUAUUACUUGCAAAACUUAUAAAUCAAUUUUUUAUCAAAAGUGGAAAUUGAAAUGUGGCCUCAGAAAAUUGAUUGGAAUAAAAAUAUUUCUUAUUUAUUUGAAAUGGGAGGAAAUGAAAUUGUUCCAGAAAUAGCAUUAAUAUUGAAAACAAUGGUUAAUAAGGGAGCAAUGCAAAAUCUAGAAAAUAAGUUAAAUUUAGAAUCUAUUUUUACUGAUUGUUGGAAGACCACAUUAUUGAGUACAAAGAACAAAACUUACUUCCUAGCAAUAGAAAAUCUUAUAGGAGUUAUUAUAAAUAAUAAUUUUUUAAUACUACCCAAUAUUAAGAAUUUUGUAAACAAUUUUAUCAAUCAAUUACUUGAAGAAAGUAAUAAUGUAUCAAAAUUAAAAAAAUUUUUAUUAAAUGAAAUGAGAUUAUUAAAUACAUAUUGUUUAAAAAAUUUGCAAGAACCAUUAUUAGCAUGUCUACUUCAUGGACCUGUACUUCGAAAAGACAAACAAAUAGAAAAUCAAGUUUAUUUAUAUAUUAUAAAAAAUUAUCAAAAUUGUUAUCCACAACACAUACAAAUAAUAGAUUAUAAUAUCAGAGCAACUUCUGUUAUUCUGUUACAUAAAAUAAUUAAUGAAGAUAAAGAAUUUGCAUCAAUAUUUCUUCCAAUUAUUUUACAAAAAUUAGAAAAAUACAAAAAUAAACGAUAUUUUAAUUAUUCUUAUAUACAUAAAAUAAAACAUAGAAUUAUGCAAAUUUUGUUAAUAAUGCAGCCAAUUUUAAUUAAGGAUGAUAUUAUAACAUUACAAGAAUUUCUUUUAAAUUUAUUACUUUUGGAAAGUAAUCAACAUAGUGUUAGAAUAAUGCAAGAAUGGAUAUUAAUAAAAAUUUUUGUAGAAAAUGUGGAAUUUCAUCCUAAAAUCUGGGAAUUUUUUGAAAAGGGUAUUACAAUACGUCCAGGAUGUGUUAGUUCCAUAAUAUGUAUUGUUUAUCAUAUUUCUAAACUUCUUUCUAAAGAUUCUCAAAGCAAUUUUAUUUUAAUAGCAUUGAAUUAUAUUGCCCGUUGUUGUUUAGGACAACAAUAUAAUAUGCGUCUUUAUGCUCAGAUUAUUUUUGUAAAAUUGUAUAAAAUGUUGGAACAAUUAAAUUCUGAUCAUGUUAUGUUACAAUAUGAAGGAUUAUAUAAUGCUGCAAUUACAAGUUUAAAAGAUGGAUUAAUAAGAAAUUCAAGUAAAAUUGAAGAUGAUUUUUAUCUUUCUACAUUUCAUCCUAUAUUGGAUUAUACCUUACAAACAAUUUAUUUUGAAUUACCUCGAUUGACUGAUAUGGAUGCAAGUGAAUGGAUAACUCCAAAUUUCUUUACUAUUUUGAAUUUCAAAAAAUUUAAUGGUCAUGCACUUCAACUGUAUAAUUUAAAUAAAUCAUUAUCUGAUAUUAAAACAUCAUCAUAUUUAAUGAAACGUUCAGGUGAUACAGAGCCAUUCAUAAAAAAAAGUAAUAUGGACUUUGAAGAAUUAAGUGAUAUUCAAAAAAAAUAUCCUAUAAUGUCUGUCAAUUUAUCACAUAAUGAUAUUUUUCCAACAAUCAGAGAAUCUAUUUCUCAUAAAAGAACAUUGGAUGAAGAAAGCCUUAUAGUUGUAGCAUGUCUUCUUAGUCGUAUUCCAAAUUUAGGAGGACUUGCUCGUACUUGUGAAAUUUUUAAUGUCAAAGAAUUAGUUAUUGCUAAUUUGAAUCAAGUUAAAGAUAAAGAAUUUCAAAAUCUUAGUGUAUCAGCUGAAAAUUGGAUAAAUAUUACAGAGAUAAAACCAUAUAAAUUAUGUAAAUAUUUGUUGGAUAAAAAAGAUAUGGGAUGGUCUUUGGUAGGAGUGGAACAAACAGCUAAUAGUAUAAAUUUAUUAAAUAUGAAGUUUGAAAAAAAAACAAUUCUUGUUUUAGGAAAUGAAAAGAGUGGAAUUCCUGCAAAUUUGAUACCUUUGUUUGAUACUUGUAUAGAAAUACCACAAGCUGGUGUAAUUCGAUCAUUAAAUGUUCAUGUUAGUGGAGCAAUAUGUAUAUGGCAAUAUGCAAAACAACAUAUAUUAACAUAGUCUUAUUUUUUAUCAUAAUAAAUAACUAUCUAAUAUUAUGUCUAAUAUUAAUUUUUUAUAAAUAGAAUAUAAAUUUUUUGUUUAACCAAAUUUUUAUUAAAUAAUAGAAUAAAAAAUGCUUUAUUAAAUAAUA